Molecule: messenger RNA, 2329 nt
Organism: Plutella xylostella (diamondback moth)
Lineage: Eukaryota; Metazoa; Arthropoda; Insecta; Lepidoptera; Plutellidae
Product: synaptotagmin-5
Biological process (GO): calcium-ion regulated exocytosis
Cellular component (GO): plasma membrane; exocytic vesicle
Molecular function (GO): clathrin binding; phosphatidylserine binding; SNARE binding
Source: RefSeq, a predicted model, not a curated record
CCGCGCCCGCCGGUCCACCACGGCCCGAGCGACGCCCGCCCCGCUCCCGACACCCUUGUGAUAACCUCAGUGGAACAGUGCUCCUUAACUAUAUCCACACCUUUUCAUGCCUCCUCUCACUUCUUACCCCAGAAUUCUCCAGCGUCUUCCUGUCCAGACCAAUAUUUUCUUAACCCUUUACACCCUAUACCUAUUUACCUACGAGUGUGAAACGCGAUUGACUGAAACUCCUCGCACGAACAUUAUGCCGGUGACAUACAGUGCACAGUGUUGAUCUCCCGCGCCGCCGUGAUGGCGUAGCCCACACAGUGGGCAGUGCUGGUUGGUGCGGACCUGCACAGUGGGCAGUGCUUCGUUUAACCCUGCACAGUGAGCAGCAUGAGCGGGCUGGGCCCAGCCGGCGUGUGGGCAGCGCAGAAGCGGCUGGAGUCGUGGGCGCGUGCGGCCCGGGAGCGCACCAGCAGCGCCUCCAGUGGACAGAGCCACAACUCCACUGACAGCUAUGGUGACGACAAGAGCCAUGGAAGCCCCAGCGAGAUGCUGGUGUCGAAGGAGCUAUGCCGCGUGCAGCCGGCGGGAGUCGCGGGGGUUGCGGGGGGCGCGGGGGCGGAGCGCCUGGGGUCGUCUCCGCACGCUCGCCUUGCCCGCACCCCCUCAAUAUCCUCGCAGAGCAGCCUUGAUAGUGCCACCUCUAGGGCUACUAGCCACCGCGGCUCGUCCCCCGCCAUCCGCACCUUCGCCCCCGACGGACGCACGCUCGAGGCGGGGGGCGCGGCGCCUCGCCUGCCGUCGCCCCUGCGCGCCGCGUCCCUGGACGUGCGGGGCGCGCCGGCGCACGGGUCGCUGGCGUCGCUGGCUGACCCCGCGCCCCCGAGCCCGAGGCAUGGACCGCCGCGGUGCUUGUCGCCGCUGCUGAUGCCGCCCAGACGGAUAGACCGCAGCAACUCCCUCGUCGAAAGCAGCAGCGGCGCGCCUCUCAGCCCCGGGGCAAGUGCGUCCAUCAGCGCACUUGGGGCACUUCAGCCGGACCUGUACACCAAGCGGGAGGCUCCCCUGGUCAUAGCUCUCGAGGGGGCGGGCCCGUCGCUGGGGCGACUGCAUCUGAGGCUCAAGUACGACUUCGACCGGUCGGAUUUGGAGGUGCAUUUGAUUGAAGCGCACGAGCUAGCAGGGUACGAGGCGGGCGGGUUCAACGACCCCUACGUGCGGGUGACCCUUCUCCCAGAAGUGGACGCUCGCGUGCGUCAGACGCCCGUGCACCGCAACCAGCCCAACCCCUUCUUCGACCAGCACUUCAAGUUCCCCGUCUCGCACGACGACUUGGGGGAUAAGACGCUGCUGUUGCAGGUCUUUGAUUAUGACAGAUUCUCACGCAACGAAGUAAUGGGCUCCGCCAAGGUCCCGCUAUCCAAGGUGGAGGUGGCAGGCGGCGCCGAGGUCUGGGCCGAGCUGUCCCGAGAGAAGCGACCCCCGGAGGAGCUGCAGGAAGUGUUGCUGUCUCUCUCUUACCUGCCGUCAGCUGAGCGGCUCACUGUUGUCGUGCUGAAGGCCAGGAAUCUGUUGCCGCCUCAGGAGGGGAAGGAUGCGCUAGACGUAUACGUGAAGGUGUACCUGCUAGUGAACGGCAAGCGCGUGAAGAAGAAGAAGACGAACCGCAAGGACAUCAACAACCCCGUGUGGAACGAAGCGCUUUCGUUCAGCCUGCCCUCCGCGAGCCUGCAGGACGCUUCCAUUGAGGUGUGCGUGGUGACUGGUGGCGGGAACGCGCUGGUGGUGGGGUGGUGUUGCGUGGGGGCGCGCGAGCCCGCCAACGAGGGCCGCCACUGGGCGCAGAUGGCACACGAGACGCGCAAGGCAGUCGCUAUGUGGCACACCCUGAGAUAAAUUCACCAUCACAAACCCACACCUCCUGUAUGUCUAGUACAGGUUUCGCAAUUUACGUGAACGAAAAAAAGUUUACGUUUUCUUCUGCCUUCUGCAUACAUUAUCAAAAGUUUCACGAUGGUUUCCCCUAAAGGCGCCACUUUUUAUGCGAGAAAACGUAAACUUUUAUAGUUUUCUGCAAACAAUCAAACCUGUACUAGGUCUACAGGAAUACCCCAUUGCCCCAUUCAAAGUUUCACUUAUAAUAUUCUAAUCGGGUAAAAAGCUGUGUCUUAUGUGUUUAUAUUUUGUACUAAAGUAUUAUAUCACUUCGGUUAUACAAAGUCGGCUCUUAUUGUGUUUAUAUUUUGUACUAUAAAGUAGGUAUAUCUACUGUAGAGAUUAUUGAGAUUUAUGAAUAUGUCUAUGAUUCCGUUCAAUAAAUAAAUACGUCUAUGUAUACAUA